This is a messenger RNA of Penicillium concentricum, 231 nucleotides long. RefSeq names its product HAT dimerization. The record is from RefSeq and is a predicted model, not a curated record. Lineage: Eukaryota; Fungi; Ascomycota; Eurotiomycetes; Eurotiales; Aspergillaceae. The coding region runs from base 1 to 231 and encodes 76 amino acids. The transcript has a single exon.
AUGAACGUACCCGAAGCGAUUAGCGAAGGAGAGGAUUCUGAUGAGAAUGAUGAUGACGGGAAUGACCCUAUUACACUGAUUGAGGCGGAGUUUGUACUUGAGAGUCAGCGUCGGCCUAUGAUUACAGUUCCAAGUGCGGGUAAACGACAGAGAAGUCUCUCCGUUGAUAGUGAGGACGAGACAAGCCCUCAUCUGCAGAUAAAGGUGGCACUCAGAGGCGCUCUGGACUAA